AACAAACCUCCAGCCCCCCAAAAACUUUCUGAAGUUAAAAGUUUGUUAAACAGUGUGGAUAUUGUUGGGUUACUAAGCGCCUUUAUCGAAGUCGCAUUAGAAAAGUCCAAAGGUCUGAUCGCUCAGGCACUUUUAAGAGCGCGGAGGUGSCAAUUACGCAACUUUGAUUUCUCCUCUGUCGUCUGAGGAAACCAGCGUGGUGCCGGUCGCUGUGCACCUCUGUGGGAUUUAAGAAAACAACAAAACUUUACCAGCUCUUUAAAUCCGACUUUGUGMAACAUGUCAGCCACGCGUGUGCAKCUUAUUUCACCCAGAACCCUACAGCUUCUAAGCCCGGGGCGAAGCGCGCUGUUCUUACCCGGCGGCGGUGGACCGCAUCGGGGUGGCGGUGGUCCCGGGUUCCGCUCACUGAUCUCUCCUCCAAUGUCCUCCUCCUCUUCUCCCGGCAGAGCCUUAUCCAGUUUGAGCACUACGCGACGAGGACUUCCCAAACCAAAAAUGUCCGAUAACGGGACGACGUCCCGGCGCAAGGUGCUGACCAUCGACAACAUGAACCCCACAGUGAAGAAGGUGGAGUACGCCGUGCGGGGGCCCAUCGUGCAGCGAGCCGUGGAGCUGGAGAAGGAGCUCAGUGAGGGAAUGAAGAAGCCCUUCGCAGAGGUCAUCAAGGCCAACAUUGGUGACGCGCAUGCCAUGGGCCAGCAGCCAAUCACUUUUUUCCGACAGGUGCUGGCUCUAUGUUCCUAUCCUGAGCUGCUGAGUGACAGCACGUUCCCAGAGGAUGCAAAAAGUAGAGCAUGUCACAUUCUGAACUCCUGUGGAGGGAACAGUUUGGGUACGUAUGGCUGGGCUGCACCUUUUUUUUUUAUGUACUCGGAAUMCGUUUUCAAUUUAAUAACUAAACCUUGCAUUGCAAAAUUUAAUGCUGACAUUGCACAUUUAUAUUUAGUACAAAGGUUUUCUACCAUGCUGAAGCUGCUGGUGUGUGGCGAAGGUGCAACGCGCACAGGYGUCAUGAUCUCCAUACCUCAGUACCCCCUGUAUUCAGCUGCGCUUGCUGAGCUCAGCGCUGUGCAGAUCAACUAUUACCUUAAUGAAGAGAAGUGCUGGAGUCUGGACAUCGAUGAGCUUCAGCGAUCUUUGGACGAGGCCAGACUCCACUGCAACCCCCGCGCCCUGUGCAUCAUCAACCCUGGGAACCCCACAGGUCAGGUGCAGAGCAGAGAGUGCAUUGAGGAUGUAAUCCGAUUUGCCGCAAAAGAGCGUCUCUUCCUCAUGGCCGAUGAGGUAUACCAGGAUAACGUGUACGCUGAGGGUUGCCAGUUCCACUCCUUUAAGAAGGUUCUGUUUGAGAUGGGGCCAGAGUACUCUGAAACAGUUGAACUGGCAUCGUUCCACUCCACCUCCAAGUGUUACAUGGGAGAGUGUGGCUUCCGCGGCGGCUACAUGGAGAUCAUAAACAUGGACAACGAUGUGAAAGACCAGUUGACGAAGCUGGUUUCGGUUCGUCUCUGCUCUCCUGUUCCUGGACAAGCUCUAAUGGACCUGGUGGUAAACCCCCCUCAGCCUGGGGAGCCUUCAUAUGAGCGCUUCAUCAAGGAACGCACAGCUACAUUAAGUGCCUUAGCAGAGAAGGCCAGACUUACUGAGCAGGUACUCAAUACCGUGGAGGGCAUCCGCUGCAACCCUGUGCAGGGCGCGAUGUACUCCUUUCCUCGCAUUACCAUACCUGAAAAGGCCAUCCAAGAGGCCAAGAAACUUGGUCAGCAGCCGGAUAUGUUUUACUGCAUGAAGAUGCUGGAAGAGACGGGGAUUUGCCUCGUCCCCGGAAGUGGUUUUGGCCAAAGAGAAGGAACGUACCACUUCAGGAUGACCAUCUUGCCACCAACAGAUAAGCUGAAGAUCCUGCUGAACAACGUUAAGGAGUUCCACCAGAGGUUUACCCAGCAGUAUUCCUAAAUUAAAGCAUCGGUUUUACCUCGACUU
Molecule: messenger RNA, 1986 nt
Organism: Poecilia reticulata (guppy)
Lineage: Eukaryota; Metazoa; Chordata; Actinopteri; Cyprinodontiformes; Poeciliidae
Source: RefSeq, a predicted model, not a curated record